AUGUAUUCUACCACCAAGAUGAGCUUGCGCUGGCGCAAGAAGACCCACUGGCCGCCGUCGCCAUGUGUGGAAGACGAAGCUGUUUCCCUCUCCCGCGAAUUACACGGAUUGUCUCAAAUUGGAGAAAUGCCCGGACUCGAAGGUGUUUGCUCCCGCGGAACCGUCGACCAAUACCCAGUCCUUGUGGAUGUUUUCUCUUACUCUUCAUAUGAGGAGACGACCGUCAUCUAUGAGGACUUCAGCCGUGACAGCAGCUCUGAGGACAACGUAGGGCCGCCAACCCCGGUGGAUGAGAAACAGGACCCGAUGCUCUACCUUGUCGGGGAUGACCAGGCAGUCUCGUUGUCCGCGCCACUUGCAAGUCGAGAGAAACCCCAGGACCCAUCCAAGAAACCAGCUGUUCAGAGGCAGGACUCUACAACGCGAGGCCGCCCCAGGGCGGAUACUAGAGCCCAGAGAGACAGCCCGCCUAAGAGGGAUACAGCCCAGAGUUCCCGGGAUGCCUCGAGAGCUUCGAACAUACGCACCCCUGCCGUCACACAAAGCAAGUCUACUCCAUCGUUGCCCAGAAGAUUCGGGAGUGUGAAACAUGGCCGCUCCGCCGACGCCCUCACCACAAAAUCCGGCUACCAGUCCGACUCGGCUACAGUCAAGUCCAAGACCAAGCCUGAACCUGUGAACAAACCUGCCGCGCCUCAAACGGACAAAAAGUCGCCCACUGGACUCUCCGUGGCAGAAAGGCUGGAAGAGAAGAUCCGCCAGAGACAAGAACUUCGUGCCAAGGGAGGCUCAAGCGAUGUGCCGAAGACGCCUAGUCCCCCGUCUACUGAUCAACCAAGUGUCCCGGUUGAACUUCCCGCGGAGCCAUCCAUGACCCCUGCUGUCACUACAGCGCCGAAGAGCACCGCUCCGCAGACCCGUCCUAGGUCCACGUCGACGCCCAAGGAGCCAGCUACUGACCGCCGUGCAGAUGAACAUGAGGCGUCCUCCUCAGCUGCAGCCCCGGCACCACAACUUCCACCACGUCCGGGAUUGGCCACUAAGCCAGCAGGCCGAUCAAUCUCAAGCGACAAACCUCAGUCAACCGCUCAGCUGCCAGCCCGGCGGGCCGUAUCUUUCCUAGAUGACGUGCCGCAGAGGUCCUCGUCGCUCCCACGGACUCCCGAGGAUAUUCCUGAGCCACCACCACUACCACGCCGACGGAGCUCCUCACAGGACGCUGUUCGCCAUCGAAGUUCAUCGCAGGAUGCUGUCCGUCAGACAUCGCCCAAACGGCCGUUUUUCCUCCCGCCCUGCCCCAGAUCGACUCCCAUCGCCGGAUACCAGGACUGGCACACGGUCAAGGGACUACCCCAUUUGAAUAUUUGCCCGUCAUGCAUGAAGCAAAUGCGCAAGUCGGAGUUCCGCGACCACUUCGUCCUAGCCAGUCCCCGAUCCCGUGGAGAGAAAAUCCGCUGCUCCAUGAGCGAGCCCUGGACCCGACUGGCAUGGAUGCAGACGCUCAAGAAGCAGCUAGACCACCUCGAGCUGCUGCACCAAGUCACACGGCCACCCCUCAGCAUCAAGCCGUGCCCGGGGCGCAUCAUCACCGAGCAGCACUGGUACCGGAUUGUGGACCCGGAAACGAACAUGUACCUCCCGCAGUUCAAUGUGUGCUCUGCAUGCGUGCGGAACCUACGGGUCCUGAUGCCGCAGCACCGAGACACCUUCAAGCGGAGCUCCACCAAACAGGAACGAGCCUGCGACUUUCUGACAGACAGCCCGCGAUUUGUCCGGUACAUUGACUGCCUGGACAUAGCGGCCAACCGCGCCGACCAGGAGCACAUGCUGCGUCCCGACGUGACCGAGUUCCUCUCGUACGCUCGACGCAAGGUAGUGUUGCGGGACUGUCGGCGGGACCGACGGAUCCUCAGCACGUGGCACUACAUGCCGCAACUGCCAGAGCUGACAGUGUGCGAGGACUGCUACGAUGACGUGGUGUGGCCGUUGGUCCGGGCCAAACACCCCAUUGCGCGCAAGUUCUCGACGUCCAUGCGACUGCUCCCGGGCGACGGACCGUCUCGGUGCCGCGAAGCAAGCUGUCAGCUGUACUCCCCGCGCAUGCGCGCCAAGUUCGCAGAGGCGGUACAGUCGAACGACCUGAUGUAUCUGAAGCAGGUGGCGCUGCGCCGGCGCGACGCCGAGCAACGCUACCGGGACCGCGAGGAGGAAUUGCUGGAAGACGCGAGUCGAGGAUACGACGUGGAGGGAGAGAUGCGGCGCAACGUGGAGGAAUGGAAGCGAAACGAGUAG
Messenger RNA from Aspergillus luchuensis, 2292 nucleotides. RefSeq lists its product as uncharacterized. The transcript has a single exon. The coding region runs from base 1 to 2292 and encodes 763 amino acids. Lineage: Eukaryota; Fungi; Ascomycota; Eurotiomycetes; Eurotiales; Aspergillaceae. The record is from RefSeq and is a predicted model, not a curated record.